Prosopis cineraria is the source of this 4215-nucleotide messenger RNA. Its product is annotated as histone-lysine N-methyltransferase, H3 lysine-9 specific SUVH1-like. NCBI's taxonomy places the organism in Eukaryota, Viridiplantae, Streptophyta, Magnoliopsida, Fabales, Fabaceae. Bases 468 to 2441 code for a protein of 657 amino acids. Gene Ontology annotation, molecular function: zinc ion binding; histone methyltransferase activity; protein binding. The record is from RefSeq and is a predicted model, not a curated record. The transcript has 2 exons. Gene Ontology annotation, cellular component: nucleus.
CAGCACAGUACAACGCAACACAAUGCAUAAAGUUAUGAUGCGGCCGAACCCAAUACUGUCUUUGACGCUGCAUCUUCCAUCUCCAUUUCACUGUUGGAAAUCCUGCGAUUCUUCAGGUUUAAUUUCUCAGCUGUUGUAAAUUGCUGCGUUAUUAUUACACUUAUUUGGUAAGUUUCGCCAACAGAUUCGGGGCAAAUCGUAAGUCCAUCUACUUUUAUUGGAUAACUCUUGUUGGAUAUCAUUUUCGAUUUGGGUUUGCCUUCAGUCAAGUCUUGUUUCAAAUAUCGUCUUGUAGAAUGAAUGAUUCAUUUGCACUUUUUGGAUUCAAUAUUUGUUUCUUCCGAUUUUUUAUCUAAAUAAUGAGCAGCGGAUCCCACUUCUGAUUGAGGGAAAGAGGAGGGGGGGGGGGGGAGAAAAGAAUUAGGGAUUGUUCUUUGCGAAACUUGGUUUUGAUUCAAGGGUCUGUAAUGCAAGGAGGGUCAGGUCAAAACUCAAAUCUUCCUUCUGGAUCCAUGGAUAAGUCAAAGGUUUUAGAUGUUAAACCUUUGCGCACUUUGGAACCUUUGUUCCCAAAUUCAGCUCAGGCUGCUACCUUCGAUGGCGCCUGUUCCACUGGGUUUUAUUCCUUUUUCCCAUUUGGUGCAUCCCAAGGACCUCAAGCAUCGCCUCCUAAGGUUCCCAUGCCAACUCCAAUACGGUCUUUUAGAAGCUCUGAUACUGGAGAAGCAAUCGCGGCUGAGUUUCCUGGAGCAUCCAAUGGAGAAUAUACUGAUAGCCAUGAUCGUGCAGCACCAAACAAAUCCAGAUCCUCCAAAAAGAAGCCUAAGAUAAGUCAAGAUCUGCAAAUUGAUGCGAGUUCUUUAUUUGGCAUUAGCAAAAAUGAACGUGAAGAUGGUAGUCGGGAAUUGGUUAAUCUUAUACUUAUGACAUUUGAUGCGCUUAGGAGAAGGAUCAGCCAGCUUGAGGAUUCCAAGGAAUUGACACUAGGAUUGAGCAAGCGAGCGGAUAUGAGAGCUGGCAACAUUUUGAUGAGUGCAGGGAUUCGAACAAACAUGAGGAAAAGAAUAGGAGUUGUGCCUGGGGUUGAGAUUGGGGAUAUUUUCUUUUUCCGACUAGAAUUAUGUAUUGUGGGUCUGCAUAGUCAGUCUAUGGGUGGGAUUGACUACACAAAUGUUGGUGGUAAGAAUGAGUCUGAACCUGUGGCUUUAGCCAUUGUUUCAUCUGGAAAAUAUGAUGACAAUGCAGAGGAUAGUGAUAUUUUGAUCUAUAGUGGUCAGGGUGGGGAUAAGGGGGAUGAUCAGAAACUAGAAAGGGGUAAUCUUGCUCUGGAUAGAAGCUUGCGACAGAAGAACGUUGUCAGAGUAAUACGGGGCAUAAAGGAUCAAAUGAAUUCAACUUCAAAGGUCUAUAUUUAUGAUGGGCUGUAUAAAAUCCAGGAUUCAUGGAUAGAAAAGGGGAAAUCUGGUGGUGGUGUAUUCAAGUACAAGUUUGUGAGAGUGCCAGGGCAGCCCAGGGCGUUUGCUGCUUGGAAAUCUAUUGAAAAGUGGAAAGCUGGCAUCACUUCUAGGACUGGGCUCAUUCUUGCAGACCUCUCCUCGGGUGCUGAGAAAAUUCCUGUGUCGCUUGUCAAUGAUGUUGAUGAUGAGAAAGCACCUGGUUAUUUCACUUAUCUCCAUUCUCUUAGAUAUUCAAAAUCCUUCAUGGUUUCACAUCCUUCUGAUUAUUGCAACUGUCAAAAAGAUUGCAGUCCUGGUGAUUUGAACUGCUCUUGUAUUCAGAGAAAUGAAGGUGAUUUUCCAUACACAGGGAAUGGAAUUCUAGUGAGUCGGAAGAAAUUGGUUCAUGAAUGUGGCCCUUCAUGUCAAUGUUUUCCUAACUGCAAAGAUCGUGUAUCCCAAAAUGGUUUAAAGUACCAUAUGGAAGUGUUCAAGACAAAGGAUAAAGGAUGGGGUCUUCGAUCAUUGGAUCCCAUUCGUGCAGGUACCUUCAUUUGUGAGUAUGCCGGAGAGGUUAUUGACAGAGCCAAGGUAAGUUGGAAUAGCAAUAAUGAUGAGUAUGUGUUUGACACAACUCGAAGUUAUCAUCCAUUCAAGUGGAACUAUGAACCUAAGUUACUCGAAGAAUCUAGUUCAGAUGAUUCUAGUGAGGAUUACAACAUUCCAUCUCCUCUAAUUAUUAGUGCCAAGAAUGUUGGAAAUGUGGCUAGGUUCAUGAAUCAUAGUUGCUCCCCAAAUGUCUUUUGGCAGCCAGUUUUAUAUGAAGAAAACAAUCAACCCAUUGUCCAUAUUUCUUUCUUUGCCCUUAAACACAUUCCUCCACUGACAGAAUUGACAUAUGAUUAUGGGAUCACCCGUUCUGAUUCUACUGUGGGUCACAGUGCACCCAGAUGGAAAAAGAAAUGCUUUUGUGGAUCAUCAAAAUGCCAGGGUUCUUUUGGUUGAUGGAUUUUGUUAGAGAUGAUCACAGGAAGGCAUGGUGCCGCCAAAUGUGGUCAUGACUGACAAGGUUUGAGGAUCUUUAUCGUCUCCUAAGUUUAUAGCGGUUAAGAUUUGAAUUGAUCAGUGUUACAAAAGCACUUUUUUUCCUUAAUAGUGAUUUCCAUUUUCUAGGAAAUAAGAAUUUUAAGGCCUUCAUAACAGAUGAAUGGAUGCUUAAUGUCUGAAUUCAUUUUAGUUUUUUAUACCUCCCAUUUUUUAUUAUAUUUUUACCCAUGUAGGCCUUAAUUUUGCCUUAGGAAGAAAAGCAUUUUUUUAUAUAUGUUCUUGAUGCUAUAAUCUUAUAAUUAGUCUUCCAAACACUUAUAUAAUCCAACAAGUUUUGUUUUCUCUUCUCUCUACUCAGUCUCCCAGAUUAGGUAUGUGUUAAUCCUUAACUUGUUCUUUUCUAAUUGUAUCUUACAUGUUUUACAUCCAUACCUAAUUUUAAUCAUUCCAAACCGAAAAUAAACUUUUUCAUUCCAAAUCACUAUUUCUUCUCUCUUUGUUCUUUUUGCGGUUAUGGAAGCCAAGCUAAAGAAUUAAUGUUUAUGCUGUUGUACAACUGAAAGGAAUUGAAGAGGUGCUUCUCUUUCUGCUCUAUUUCCUCCUCCUUUGCUUUAAGGUAUUAUGUUUCUUUUGUGUCUGCCAGAAAUGAUUGUCUGCAUGUGUAAGCCUUUUUUCAUUUAUAUAUAUAUAUAUAUAUAUAGUGCCAAGCUAAUAACCUGUGCCCACUCUUCUACAACUUUUUAUUUUUGAAGCUUUAAUUCUUGGGGCAUUGGUCAAAUUAGUUUUCCUGAUUAAGGUCCAUUAAAUUGCAUUAUCUAAGUUCAGUUCAGACACUAUCUGGUCCCAGUAAUAUGACUUGGACCUUGAGUUCUGACAUUCUCACAAGCUCUGCGCCUGCAGCCCCAGUGCCCACACAAGCUGGCCAUUUACCAGCUUCUUAGCUGGUGUUGGGAUGACCAUGGAAAGCUUUGAUAUCUAUUGACUCAACUUGAGCCAAUAACUCAUUCUAAAAGAUUAGUCUAUUGGGUGAAAGACAGUGAUUCAAGGCUUUAAGUAUCAUAUACAAGUUUUGAAGGUUGCUUGACAAGAGACAUCAUUCACCAUCAAGGGUUUUACUUGUUGAAAUUUUUGCGCAUGUGCAUGUUGAUGUAUGAUUCAGACUGUUUCCCAUGUCAACUGUUGGCUCGUUGGUCUUUAUUUAAAAAAUAAUCAACUAGUGUUGAUAAAGCUUAACAAAAUGCAUGGAGACACCUGGCUUAGAAGUCUGCCAAGAAUAAUUUUCUUUUUUGGAUAAUUAAUAAAAUCUUGGUUCGAAACAAGCAAAUAUUUUUGUCUAACGCAUUCUGUCCUUGCAACAGAUCAGGAACAGAAGUUCCAUUUAGCUGAUGCAUGCUUGGAUAUGCGUUGCCGAAAAGAAAUAGCAUGGAUAUUUUUUUCCCCACCAACUUUAUGACAAAUUGAGAAGUUUUGCAAUUCUGUUCUUGCUCAAAUUUAAGUUAGUUGUGUUGCAUGGUAUAAGGGGAAGAGCAUCUGUAGUGAAAUUCAUGGCAUCCAAACAGUCUUUAAAGCAUCAGUUCCAAUGGAGACGAAGCCUGUUUGAUACAGGUUAAAAUCAAAUGUUACAACACUUGAAAUUGCUAAUGAAAUAUUCCUCUCAUCUUAUUUAUGAGGUAGAGAGAGAGAUUAUUUAUUUUAAUCUUAUUUAUAGGUACCUCAAUGAUUAUUGUGUUCA